UAUUAGAAAUCUAGACGGGACUCGUCUUAUUCACAUACAUUUAUCAUCUAUGCGACAUAAGCAUUUUGAACCAGCUAAUAUGAAUGCAUUAUUAGAUCAUAUAUGCGGUGUUGUGAAUAUCGAUAUUGAUAUUACACCAACGACGAAUAAUCAUCCUGCUGUUACUCGGGAUGUUAUUGCUGAUUCCUAUAUUAGUAAAAACCUGUUAACUAUAAAUAACGACUAUAAGUUACAAUGGAAAGAUUUCUAUAGUACAACAGUGGAUAGCAUAACGUUUAAGUCUCGUGCAGUGAAUAUAUCACAAUAUGACACAGCAUCAUUGGGGUGUAAACAAAGUUUAAAUAUGACAUGCAAACAAAUUGAAGUUGAAUCAAGUAAUAGAAUAUUGACAGUUGAUUGCGAUAACAACAUGAACAUAAAUAUAAACCUGCAAUCAGUGUCUCUCAUAGGACAGUCGGAUGGUAACUACGCCCAAGGUGCCACUGAACAAUAUAACCGAGCCAGUAUUGAGGGAACCGAACAUGGCAACCCAGGUACCGACCUAGCGACGGACUCUAUUGUGGUAUUUGUACCAACGAAUACAACAGAACCCCCGCCAAUGCAAAGGUAUAUGAGAUAUGACAGAGAGACGAACACUGUCAGGUAUAGCAUGGAUGUAAUCAAGGCUAUGUUCCCAACGCGUGAUCCCGAGGAGUCACAAAUGAUGGUAGACGUCAGCCUCAAAGCAGUGAGAGCAUAUAUACAAGACGACGAUACCAUUCACAUCAUAGAAGGGCAACAAGAGCAUGGGUCGACGGGUGACAAUAAUUUAUUGAAAUGUUCGAAUAAAAUAUCAAAAAAUCGUAAAAUGCUAAACCAUCCAGUUAUGAUAAAGAGGAUGCCUGACAUGAUCCUUAGUUACGUCGAAAACAAUGCAAAACGCAGACGUGUCGAAAGUGAUGAACAUCAAUUAAACGAUAUAAGCGCACACAAUGACACCAACAUAUCAGACAGUUCAACGUUUAUAAGCAGUAAUGACGAACUGGCAUAUUCUUUUGAUGAUGAUUUGUAUGCAGAGUUAGAACGGUUUAUAGAAUCCCAAUAUGAUUCACUUGCAGGGUGUUCGCAGAACGAGAUGAACCCUGACAUGCCUGGGUUGAAUUCCACUACAGAAAAUAUUUGCGCCGAUAUUUACCCGAGUGAAGACAGGUCGUUUGAAAAAUCCAGUGCACCCGGACCGAAUACUGGUGGGAACAUUGACGAAUUGCGCAACUGGGCUACCCCCGAUGCCAUUUCGCUGUCUGAUGGGCAUGCAUCAUCACCGUCACAAACUAACAACAAUGGAUCAUCAACGGUAGAUGAUGCAGAUGUUAUAAUAGGUGAAGUGUCCAGCAGCACAUCGGUCGUGACCGGAAGAACUGAAGUGCACGAUGUGAUGAAUAGUGAUAAUGUAUCAAACGACGGACGUAAUUCUGCUAGUGCUGUUCCAGGAUUUGACAAUAGGGUUGCUUCAGCAUCUACCUUACCAGAAUUCGCAACUUUAGUUCAAUGUAGUUCUUCACCUAAAGAAAACAAUUCAGAAUUCUCUGUUUAUUUUGGUCCAACACCAAGCUUUCCAUUAGUACUAUUAAUCAAUGUGAAGGUGGCACAAGAUAUUUACCUUAACUUAGGCUACGAUUUUAUUCAUACGAGGAACAUGAAUAAUGCAAUGGGCACCUAUACGGGUUUCGCUAUAUCCCGUGAGAACGUGUUGAACUACCGCAUAUCAGGAGUCAUUGACGCAAGCCGUCAUGAAUCUACCUUGUUUAUAGAACCACCCAACGCACUGCUGAGUGAGGUGGAAUCAUUCCGAUGCAACGACAAUUUGUGGCAUUAUGUCAUCAUCCAUACUGUAUGCAUUGGAGCAGGUGUACCCACCGUGACACAGACAAUAUACCAGGAGGUCAUGGAUGGAAAUUCACCAACGUAUAAAAAAUUGGACAGUAUAGAUGCGGCUGCAUGGGCCUUGUUCGCAAUGAUGCGUUCGAGUAAUCCAUAUUCAGCAGUGACGUAAGUUUGAUCAACCAAUGAAGAUUUUGAAUUUUAACGUCCAAACUACAUAUAACAACAUAAUUGCAUUAGAUAACAAUUAAUGAUAUCUGAAAAGG
Molecule: messenger RNA, 2126 nt
Organism: Babesia bovis T2Bo
Lineage: Eukaryota; Apicomplexa; Aconoidasida; Piroplasmida; Babesiidae
Exons: 1
Coding region: 50-2032 (660 amino acids)
Source: RefSeq, a predicted model, not a curated record